CGAGGAAUGACAUGCUGCCCUCAGUAACACGAGCGAUAUGGAGCUCUCUCUCUCUCUCUCUCUCUCUCUCUCUCUCUCUCUGUUGGGCAACUGCAUGAAGACAUCACCAGCGGCUCCGUCUCCGAUGCAAGUCAUCGUCACUUCCAGCCUCCGACACACCGCCAAUUUCCCACGCAGGAGCAGUAGCGGAUAUGGGCAGAAAGAAAAUAAAAAGACAUCACAACUAAACAAUGUGACGGGUUCAUCGACCCCCAAUCGGCAGGCACGCCCGGCCGGUACUGCGGACAGGUAUACAGGUAUCUUGCAGUGUCGUACCUGCUAAAGCUGCACUCCUCUUGCCUAAGGUGCCUAGGCUAAUAAGGCAUGUACUACCUGUGCUACAAGGCAUCCGGAAGGAAAGGGCACAUCUGCACUCUGCACUCUGCACUCUGCACG
Molecule: messenger RNA, 435 nt
Organism: Colletotrichum acutatum
Lineage: Eukaryota; Fungi; Ascomycota; Sordariomycetes; Glomerellales; Glomerellaceae
Exons: 1
Coding region: 38-322 (94 amino acids)
Source: RefSeq, a predicted model, not a curated record